This is a messenger RNA of Amblyraja radiata (thorny skate), 5655 nucleotides long. Its product is annotated as E3 ubiquitin-protein ligase MGRN1-like. The record is from RefSeq and is a predicted model, not a curated record. The coding region runs from base 325 to 1956 and encodes 543 amino acids. Gene Ontology annotation, cellular component: plasma membrane; cytoplasm; nucleus. The transcript has 17 exons. Gene Ontology annotation, molecular function: ubiquitin protein ligase activity. Lineage: Eukaryota; Metazoa; Chordata; Chondrichthyes; Rajiformes; Rajidae. Gene Ontology annotation, biological process: negative regulation of G protein-coupled receptor signaling pathway; protein ubiquitination; endosome to lysosome transport.
GGCCGCCGCCUCCUCGACUUACGGGAGGAGAAGUUCGCGACAGUUACACACGACCAAACAAGAAGAUGGUCUAUUGUUGGUGCGUUUCCCCCUCUCCGCUGAAGGAACUAACCGUGGGAUUUGUGCGCUUUACCGGCUGAGGCUCGUCCUCGCCCCCCCCCACACACCUCACCCUGCGAGGGACGUCUCUGUGUGAGGAGGAGGAGGGCGGACGGCAACUUCUCUCGCUAGCGGUGGUCGGUCGGCCUCGGCCUCGGCCUCCAGCCCCAUCGCAGCCGCCCCGCUAGUGACCCCCCCCCCCCACCCCCCCCCACCCGCGGCAACAUGGGCUCGGUGUUGAGCAGGAGGAUCGCUGGGGUCGAGGAUAUCGACAUCCAGGCCAACUCGGCCUACAAAUACCCGCCCAAGUCUGGGAAUUAUUUUGCAAGCCAUUUCUUCAUGGGUGGUGAGAAGUUUGAUACGCCACACCCCGAGGGUUACCUUUUUGGUGAGAACAUGGACUUGAAUUUCCUGGGAAAUCGCCCUGUGCAGUUUCCAUAUGUGACACCAGCUGCCCACGAGCCGGUGAAGACCUUACGCAGUUUGGUUAAUAUUCGAAAAGACUCUCUUCGCUUGGUCAGAUACAAGGAUGAAGCUGACGAUUCUCCUGAUGAGAAUUCGAAGCCGAAAGUGCUUUACAGUGUGGAAUUCACCUUUGAUGCCGAUGCACGUGUUGCCAUAACGAUCUACUGCCAGGCAACAGAGGAGUUCCAGAGUGGCAUGGCAGUAUAUACAUCAAAGCACCCAUCCAUGCACUCUGAGACUGUCCAUUGCAAGAGAGGAGUGAGCCAGCAUUUCUCUCUUCCUUCUUUUAAGAUUGACUUCUCCGACUGGAAGGAAGAUGAGUUGAACUUUGACCUCGAGAAAGGAGUUUUUCCUUUAGUCAUUCGGGCCGUGGUAGAUGAAGUGGAUGAAUACUCUGGUCAUGCCCAUAUUCUUUUGGCUGCAAUGGAAAAACAUGUCGAUGGAAGCUUUUCUGUGAAGCCCUUAAAGCAAAAGCAGAUUGUUGACCGAGUCAGUUAUUUAUUACAAGAAAUAUAUGGUAUUGAAAACAAAAAUAACCAAGAAACAAAGCCUUCAGAUGAUGAGAACAGUGACAACAGCAAUGAAUGUGUUGUAUGCUUGUCUGAUCUGCGAGAUACUUUAAUCCUACCUUGCAGACAUCUGUGCUUGUGCAGCACCUGUGCAGAUACACUACGUUACCAGGCGAAUAACUGUCCUAUCUGCAGGCUACCAUUUCGUGCAUUGUUGCAAAUCCGAGCUGUGAGAAAGAGGGCUGGGGCUUUGUCACCCGUGUCGUUCAGUCCUGUCUUGGCACAGACUAUGGAUCACGACGAUCAUUCGGCAUCUGACCAUGUUCCUCCUGGAUUUGAGCCAGUUUCCCUUUUGGAGGCUUUAAACGGAUUACGAUCAGUUUCUCCGUCUAUCCCCCCGGCUCCGUUAUAUGAAGAAAUAAACUAUUCCGGAAUUGGAGAUGGUUUGUCUCCAUCCAGCAGACAGCUAUCAGCAAUAGAUAGGAUGGUGGAUAACUGUCCCCAAAAGCCCAAACUGAGCAAAUCCUCCGAAAGCAGCCUGCGAUCUCCAUCUUCCCCCAUACAAGAAGAAGACGAAGAGAAACUCUCUGAAGAUUCUGAUCUGUUACAAAAGAAUGGGCCACAGCUCCAAAGUGGAACAAGCUCCCAAGAAAUUGGGAAAACGGAAGAAUCUCCGGAAAAACAUACGCACAGUCCAGUUGACAGACCUCGCUCUGAGGAAAUUGUACAAGAUAGCACCAAUGAAUACGGUAGCCAUGCUAAAGAAGAUGGGGACACUCCUCUUGCAAUUUCCCUACCUGACCUUGGCUGUGAACCUGGGGCUCACCAAAAUUGUUCCCAAUUGGGCCCCGCACCUCCUAAGGCCGACCCUGUAAGGACGUAGGCUGCAAGAUUGAGGUUGUUGGAACUUCGGACUCUACCGAGAGCCUGAAAAGCCAGAGCACCAACAGCUCAUCUCAACCUCUCCUUGCUGCCUCAAAUGCUGUCCUCAUAGAGGAUGAGAGCCAGGUUCUUUGAGAAUGUACGAAUUAGCAGCAGAAUGACCAAUAGCAUGUGCCAUGUAAGAUCUACUGUCCCUGUAUCAGUUUUGUCUUCAUGACACACUUAACUGUUUUUUUUUGUUUUUUUUAAUAGUUCGCCAUGCUUCAUGGUGUCCUGAAUGAUCAUUUGCACCAUAUACAUUUAACACCCUCAUGACCCAAACUUGCAUUCCUCUUUACUCUGUUACUGGCAGUUUGACUGAUCCAUUCCCUGCAGAGGUCAAAGUGUUUAUAACUUAUAAUGUUUCAUGCUUUGUAAUACAUUUCAAAAAUACAUUAUGCACUAACAUAGAACACGAAUACUGAUUUGGCUUAUUAAUCUUAUUUCCCCUCCCCACCCGUACUAAUGACACGGGAAACCAAGGCAGUUCACCGGCCUUGAUCAGGGUUUUCAUGUUUAAAAAGUACAAUUAAAACAUUUUGCAGUUACAUCUCUGAGUUAAAGUGCGGUGCUGAAGAACAUGUGAAAAUGCAAGGCAUUUAUUUAGUGCUCCAUUUAAUAUAGAUUGAAGCUGUUUUGGAUUUUCCAAUUAUAUUACGUAAAUAACCAUUGAUAAUGCAUGAUUUAAAAAGUUGCAUCACUCUUAAAAGAACAGCCCCAUAUGUCCUGAAGUUUGUACUUUGGACAGUUAUUAUAUCACCUGUGCAUAAUUUUUUUUCUUUUUUUCCCCCUUGCACAAGUCGCCUUUUAAAACUAUCUUCCCAGAUACUGAAACAUCUGACUUUACUCUUCCCGUCUGUCUUGGUGUGAUUGACUCUGGACACUAAACCAUGUUUUUGAAUGCUCUGUAUUAGAAAACCAUUGGAAGACUUUAUUAUCCAAUAUAGUCUUUAAAAAAAAAAUCACUUACUCUCAAAGUAUAUAAUUUCUUCUGACCACCUUAAUCUUUGAAAUUGUUGAAUAUAAUCUGCACAUUAAUGCAUAGUCUGUGAUAUCUUGUAAUCUGUUCAUCUUUGUGGUGUCUACCUCAUUAACUCAUGUUUUAAUAUGGCAGUAGGGUAUGGAAGAUUAGCUUGAAGCAAAUAUGACCCACAUAUGUUUCAGUGUAGUUAAAUCUUAACUUUUGCUGAUGAUAGGUUCUGGCAUGGUGGCGCAAAGGUAACCUUUGCAGCCUUACAGCGCCAUAGACCCGGGUUUGAUCCUGACUGUAUGGAAUUUGUGCGUGCUCCCCAUGACCUGCAUGGGUUUUCUCCGGGAUCUCCGGUUUCCUCCCACUCUCCAAAGACAUUACAGGUUUGUAGGCUAACUUGCUUGGUAAAAAUUGAAAAUUGUCCCUCGUGCGUGUGGGGUUAGUGUGAGUGUGCGAGAAUUGCUGGUCGGCACCAACUCCGUGGGCCGAAGGGACUGUUUCCAUGCUGUAUCUCUAAACUGAACAAAACUAAAAAUGGUUGCGAAUCUCGUAAACUAUUGUAUUGCACAGCAAAGUUGGCAGCUCUUUGUAAAUCAGAGCAACGGCACAUUUGCGCUGUAGAUAUCGAGAUGGCUUGUUACAAUUUUGAUUCUAACUGGAAAGGGUAAGAGCAGGGCAGGGAAUCUCAACAGCAAGACCUCUAACGCAAAAACGAUCCAGUGAUUGCAAUUAAAAAACAUACUUUGAACAGUGUUGAAAAGUUAAAGGCGGCACACAUGUUCCACCAAAGCAUAAACACACCCUCAUCUGAUCCUCCAAGGAGAGUGGUUUAACACUUUUAUCACCUCGAACAGUCCCAUUGAUAAUAUUUUUAAAGUUCCAAUUCGAAAUGUUAUCCUGGCAUAAAUGUGAUGUCGGCAGUAUUAGAGAUUCCUUUUGCCUGUGAAAGACGUAUAAAUGAUGAUCAUUGUAAUCAGUGACAAUUCUAGUGUAUAAGGAGCGGGUAUUAGAGUGUGUAAUUCCCAGAAAAAAUGGUGUACCAUGCAGCUCGGCUCUAACGGCACAAAGUAUGCCUGAUUAGCCCCUCUUAACCAUAUGAGAAAUAAGGAAGACCACUGUGGUAGAUGUUGUAUAUUGUUGGUUAGAUGCUGCUCCCACUUGUUUAUCUGUCUUGCUAUAGUUUCAUUGCAGCCAACCAGGAAUGCUGCACCAUCAGGGUUCAAUUGGAAAUUCACAAAGCUGCGUAAAUCAGAUAGGUGGAAGAACAUGAAGUAAGUUAAACCAGCAAAACUGCAGUGCGUCAAUGCCAGGAUUUUCCAUUAUUCCUGAAUCAAUCUAUUUGUUUGAGAUUUUAUUUUAUCCUCUCCCCCCCCCCACUCCCCCCCCCCCCCACCCACACCCGCUCCUCAAAAUAAAUAUUUUAAAUUGUGUAUUUACAUCAGACUCCAUUUGAGCAAUCUGCUUAAGCUCUUCGCUACAUCUGCAGAGAAGUUGCUGAUGUUCCAUGCUGGUACUGCUGUAUAACUAAACAUUGAAUUCCUUCCUAAAAUACCAUCACACCAAUUUUAGUUUAGUUUAGUUGAGAGAUACAGCGUGGAAACAGGCCUUUCGGCCCAUCGUGUCUGCACUGGCAAUCCCCACACAUUAACACUAUCCUACUCUAGGGACAAUUUUUACAUAUAUACCAUGCUAAUUAACCUACAAACCUGUGUGUCUAUGGAGUGUGGGUGGAAACCGAAGCUCUUGAGAAAACCCACGCAGGUCAUGGGGAGAAGAACGUACAAAUUCUAUACAGACAAGCAUUGAACUUGGGUCUUUUAAUUGUUAACUCUUAAUUGUUUCAAUUUACUCUCUGCAACAGAGACUCUCGCUGUUCCAUUUCAGUCACCAUUUACUCAGAUUUUCAUCAGAUUUUGAUAGAUGAUACUUGCGCAAAAGCAAAUGAUUAAAAUAUGCAGGUAAAUUUGAGCACAGAUAAAUACUUAAUAAUGUUUUAAUAUAGUUCUUUGCCAGUCUGCACUUCUGAUUAAAGACGCUGUUUCUGACUAUGCUCAAAUCCAUUCAGCUGUUUAAAAAAAAAAAAAGUUAAUGAUCAGAAUAUGUGUUAGGUUUAUGUACAUCAUGCUGCUCGUGUAUGUAACCUUUUGCUGUAUUCAUGUUAUUCUUGAAUAUUUGAUUUUUGGUAUGAUUAAGACGAGGCGAGUUAAGACUAUUCAGUUGAGAUUAAUACAGCAUAUUCAUUCAGCUCCAUCUGCUGAAAUUGUAUCCUUAUUCUGUGCCUUGUACCUGAUCUUAUGAUGAAAGUAAAUGUCAUAAAAAUCUUGUCAUUUGAUCCGGUGAUUGUGAUUGAGCAAAAUCUCGAAUUUCAAACUGUUUUGGACGAAAAUACUAAUUUUCUAUUUACUGUAGUAUAAAUAAAUGCUUAGUUGAAUGUAUUGUGAAGUGACGGAAAGAAUACAUGAACAGCAAAGAAUGGGUUAUCUUGCAGAACCAUGUUGAAGUACUUUUGUCCAUCAUAGAUUUUUAAUAUGUAGUCACUUAUUUCCAUAGAGCUUCAUCGCUGCAUUUAAUUCAGAAUGUAUUGAGUGCAUCAUUUUAAAAGAUUGAAGAAAUACUCUGUAAUUUCAUAUGGAUGUGAUUUUACAUUUAUUUGUAGGAUAUUGUAUUGUAAUAAAAUGUUGCAACACUAAA